Molecule: messenger RNA, 1218 nt
Organism: Microthlaspi erraticum
Lineage: Eukaryota; Viridiplantae; Streptophyta; Magnoliopsida; Brassicales; Brassicaceae
Source: the annotation of a GenBank genome assembly
AUGAAUUUCAAGAACAACAAUUUGGGGACUGAGCCACCGCCCGGAGAUGGUGGAGGAGGAGGAGGAGCGUUGACCAGACCGGCGUUGACUCGACAAGGAUCGAUAUACUCGUUGACAUUCGACGAGUUUCAGAACAGUUUGGGUAAAGAUUUUGGGUCAAUGAACAUGGACGAGCUGUUAAAGAACAUAUGGAGUGCUGAAGAAACACAAGCCAUGGCUAUGGCUGCUUCAACAAGUGGUGUGAUUCCACUUCCUGGAGGCCAAGAGGGUUUGCAGUUACAGAGACAAGGCUCUUUGACUCUGCCUCGAACGCUAAGCACGAAAACGGUCGAUCAAGUGUGGAAAGAUCUCUCUAAAGAUGGAAACAAUGGAGGAGGAGGAGGAACAAACUUGUCUCAGUCUCAGUCACAGUCUCAGAGCCAGAGGCAGAGAGAGCAGACGUUAGGUGAAGUAACUCUAGAGGAGUUCUUGGUACGUGCUGGCGUUGUAAGAGAGGAAGCUCCGGUUGCUGCAAACGACAAAGGCGGAUACUUUGGAAACGAUGCUAACAAGGGUUUCUCUGUUCAGGCUUCACCACAAGUUGUUCCCGGUUUAAUAGGGAAUCUUGGUGAAGAGACUGUGAAUCUUGGUUCUAGUUUGCCUCUGAAUGUAAAUGGAGCAAGAUCAACAUACCAGCAACCGCAAGCGCAACAGCCACAGCCGAUCAUGCCUAAGCAGCCCGGUUUUGGUUAUGGAACACAGAUUGGGGUAAGAGGUGGGCUUAUGGGACUUGGAGAUCAGUCUCUAACGAACAAUAUGGGGCUGGUGCAAGGUGGUGGAGCUAUAGGGGUGGUUGGUGCUGUGUCUCCUGUUACGCCGUUGUCAUCAGAUGGGAUAAAGAAGAACAACGGUGAUUCUUCGUCGUUAUCUCCGUCUCCUUACAUGUUUAAUGGUGGUGUGAGAGGUAGGAGGAGUGGUGGCAAUGUGGAGAGAGUUGUUGAGAGAAGGCAAAGGAGAAUGAUCAAGAACCGUGAAUCAGCUGCAAGAUCACGCGCUAGGAAACAGGCUUAUACGGUGGAGCUUGAAGCUGAAGUUGCAAAGUUAAAGGAAGAGAAUGACGAGUUGCAACGAAAACAGGCAAAAAUUAUGGAAAUGCAAAAGAAUCAGGAGAUGGAGAUGAGGAAUCUUGAAGGAGGAGCAAAGAAAAGGCUGAGGAGGACAGAGUCAGGACCUUGGUGA